UGUGAAUGUAGUAUGACAGAAGAAUAUUAUUAAAGUGGCUCCGCUGAAGGACGUCGCGAACGCAACCGGGCAGCUGACGACAGUGGCGGAACUAUAGCUUCAAGUGAAAACCUAAUUCCGUGCUUCACACACAAGACACUGUUUUUCUGCCCUCUAUGGCUAGUGGUACCAUUCAGUGAAAGCCAACCUUCUAGGACACGGCCUUCUGGCCACUUCCGUCUCGAGAUGUGCGCUCAUAGAGAAACGCUGCUUUCGGCUUGAAAGAGGCAUUGCCGGCACCUCGUAUCCUACUAGUUUAACAGACGCUUUGAAAAACCCUGCCCACGUGUGUAAACAACCGGAGAAGCAGCAUGAAAGCCUUGCUCCAAAUGAAACAGAGGAGUUGGAACGUAAACGAACUGGUAGUAGUAAUAAAGCAGAUUACGAAAAAAGAAAGACGGAAAUGAAAAAAAAAUAGGAAAGGAAGGAAGAAAGAAGAAAGGGAGGAAAGAAAAAAAGAAGGAAGCUAACACCUGCAGGGGGAGAGAAAAAACAAACAAUAAACGCGCGAUACAGGGCAACCGCUUUGGACAACCAGCGAAAGUCGUGGAGGAGGGGACCUAAUGGAAGAGGCGAGGGCCCCAAGCGACCUCCUCACCCUCCUUGUUCCUCCGUUUACGGCGGCCGACGACGCUUGAAACGCUAUGCCGACCCUUCCGCGCGGCGUCAGCGGUGGUCGUUCGGUACGCACCGGCACGGCACAGGUGCAGCCCCCGUUCGAUUGAACAGCGCGCGUGCGGGCGGGCCCAGAGGACAAUGGCGGGUUGGUGGUGACGGCGUGUGAGGCUCUCUGCGGAGGAGUUUCUUCUCCGGGGCCACGCACGUGCACGGGGCAGAAGAGCCCCGGCUGCCGCUGUCCUUGCAAAAAAAAAAAAAAGGAAAAAAAAGGAAGGAAGAAGGAGAACCGACUCGAGGCGUUGUGACACACGAACACCCCUCCGCUUCUUUUUCUUUUUUUUCUAGAGGGGGCAAAAACCGAAGCGAACAAUGAUGCGUAGUACACGCACGGAACGUGCGUGUGUCUACGCGAGCGGUCUUGGCUGCAACAAAAGGGAGACGAAGCCGGAGGGAGGCGCAAUUUCUCGAGGCGGUCGUUCUUUACGCAGGUGUCGUUGCGCCCCUGUCUUUCAUAGCCGCGUACGUCUAUUCUCGGCGGAACACGCGGUUGUACCACCUUCCCAUGCUUUACUGACGGCGAGGGAAAAAGAAAGGCCAGCGGGUGUGACAGGAAAGGCGGCGACGACGCACCUCCCUAAUCCGCGGGAAAAACAGUUCCCGCCUCCUCCACCUCGGCCCCGUCUCUUUCCUCCUCUUUCGUUUAGGUGGCCUCGAUGCGGUGUUGAAGUCGCCAGAGAGGUCUGUGCGUGGUACCUUCGGACGUAGUUUCCCAUCUCGCGCACUCGGGAAGCGGUCGUCCUGGUUCGCUCGCGCGCAUUGGUCGCUCGUAGGUAUAGUAGUACAGGUGCAGGCAGAGGCGGUGAUAGGAAGCACGCGGACAAGCCGGAAGCUCAGCCGACGUCUAACAGUCGUCCCCGUUGCUUGCUUGGAACGGUUGGGACCCCCUUGCCGUCAAAGCAAACGGUGGCUGGACUGUGUCUAGAUAGGCCGCGCUCAAGUCUUGCCGCACCUGUCACGCCUUGGUUUCGCCGGAAGUAGAGCGCUAGGUCUAAGCGCCGAUCGUGCCCCGGAGCUAGGCCUAAACCCGUGAUCUACGACGGCGGUGGGACACGUGCUGCUGGAGAACAAGGGGCAUCGGCGACGGCAGAGGCUGCUCAUGGUGUCCUGCGGCGUGGCGGCGCUGGUGUGCGUCGCCACUGUGGCGGCGGCCGUGGCCGUUGUGGUCACGGCUACGACGCCGGCGGCUACGUCGACACCGGCGGUGAAUGUGACGGCAGCGCCGUCAAUCGCCGGGGAGGUUGACCGCAAGACGCGAGAGAUGCCUUCUAGGAGACGCGAGGGCCUCAGGGGUGCUGCAGGAUCGUCCUGGAGAAGACAGCCAGAAUGGCGGCUCGGCCGACAGACGACGCCCGGACGACAGACGACACUCGAUCCUCGGAUGACUUGGGAAUCGUUUCUGCGGCACUCUGAGAGGACGCAGACUGCAAGGCCCAAGAAGAAAGUCGACCGGUCUUUUCUCAGGAUGGAAGGACCGCAAGGCCCCCCUGGUCCCCGAGGUCCCAGAGGCCCAGCGGGUGCCAACAUUACACGAGAGGAGAUGUUCAGGGAAUUCAAGGGCCUCCUGAGAGAGGCCGCAGAAAGAAGAGCCCAAGUUAUGGUCGAAAUGCAGUGCAAGAACUCGACGAAUUGCUCCAUGCCCCUGUCCGGCGGUGCAAAUGCGACCGACUCUCUGCUGCCGUGGCUGCCUCCGCUGGUGGAGAUCGACCGUGCCAGCAUGCUGCCCCGAUCUCAGUCGGGCUUCUUCUGGGAGCUCUCGCAAGAGAUUCGGGCACGCAAGGGCAAGGAGCUGCGCCUGCAACCUUUCCACAGGCCAUUCGCGGAGGGCAGCUUCGAGCGGGGCUCGGGUCUGAACGCUACCCGGGGCAUGUUCCGGGCGCCCAUGAGUGGCCUCUACCUCUUCUUCGCUACGGCGUUCACGAGCCGGCCGGUGUCGGCAAGGGCUUUGCGCAAGCAACUCGAAACUUCCGCCAACGAUGCAUCGCUAAUCGUGUGCGUCAACGCGAGGUGCCAAAAGAACCUGUCCCUCCGCACGACAAGCGAGUUCGGUGAUGGCGAGUACACCAUGUCACUGUCGACCAGCGGGCCCCUGAUGCUUCGGGCUGGCCAAGUUGUUUCGCUGUGGUUCCACAACCGCACACCUUACCAGAUUACCAUCCACGAGGGAUCGCAGUUCAGCGGGUUACUGGUUGGCCUUUGAGUAUACACACUCGGAUGCGUGACAGCCUGGCCAAUAUUAUCAGCAUUGGUGCUCACGCCUUGUGGCUCGGCCCUUUGUUAUUGUUAGCUGAAAAUGUCCACGUUUGGUAUUCUUAGUCAUUUUCGGCAUCUUAUUUAGAGCACCCUGUAAUCAGCAAGUUAUACCAUCAUCCUUUGAAUUAACUCUGUGAGGCAAAUAGCUCGCGGAACAGUCCUUUUUUUAUUAUUCCUCCCGAUCCUCGACACGAUACUACUUAUGCUCGACACGUUUAGCCAAUGCUUCUGCCUAUACUAACCUGACUUCUCAUCUAAUAAAGACACGUGACACAAUCUGGCAAUGUUCUGGUGAACUCGGCUGAUUGGUUGCCUUGUUAGAGCAGUGGACCUCUUUCAACUCGAGAAAAUAUCCAGCAACCUUUUCUGCUACUGAAGUGCCUUCGAUAAAACAGAAGUGAUUUCUUUGCAGCAUUGUGCUCGGCGCUUUUUGCAUAUCGAUAGUUCCUCAUCACAUGAAAAGUGAAUUUAUUUUAAAUUUUGACGGUAUAUCUGGGCUUAACAUCUUCACUUUACGACAAAUUACACACUACUGCUAUAAUAAUGACUGAUCGAGAAGACGGUCUGAAACUCGAGCCUUCGUGUUUGCCUGAAGAGUGACGUUAAAGACAGCUCAUUCGUGUUCACGUGGCCUCUUGCGCGUCUGCACCUCGUUUUCGCUUCUAAUAGGCCAUAUCAUCAAAUAGUUAUGUAUGUUAAUAUAAGUAUCUGUAGGCGCGUUUUGUUUGUUUCUUUAUAUGUUCAAGUGUACGACCAGACGCACAGUAGUUAUUGUUGUCUUAAUAAGCAUUUGAUAUUGUCGCCUCAAUCUUUGAUGGCAGGAAACAUGGAAAAUAUGAGCUUCCAUCGAGGUUUAUAUACACCUUCAAUUAGUUAUCGGAAGAUCGAUAGUAAAAGCUUCCGACAUGUAAAUAGUGGUGCGCUCUUCGUAGUCUGAAAUCUAUUUUGUGCCAUAUUUUAUAGUUUUUUUCUGUUAUAAAUGCGUUGUGCGACGAUGGACUUAGCACGUGACCUUAAUUCACGUGUCUGUCUCUGCAAGUAGCCUUGUGUUUUAAUAAAUUUGUGAAUAAAUGUUUGCUUAGCGA
Dermacentor andersoni is the source of this 4052-nucleotide messenger RNA. RefSeq names its product erythroferrone-like. Gene Ontology annotation, molecular function: hormone activity. Lineage: Eukaryota; Metazoa; Arthropoda; Arachnida; Ixodida; Ixodidae. The record is from RefSeq and is a predicted model, not a curated record.